Messenger RNA from Stegastes partitus (bicolor damselfish), 2964 nucleotides. It is a transcript of the gene kbtbd12, whose product is annotated as kelch repeat and BTB (POZ) domain containing 12. Bases 208 to 2070 code for a protein of 620 amino acids. The record is from RefSeq and is a predicted model, not a curated record. The transcript has 6 exons. Lineage: Eukaryota; Metazoa; Chordata; Actinopteri; Pomacentridae. Gene Ontology annotation, molecular function: protein binding.
CAGACCUCUCUAACCCCAGCGACUGGCACAUUCGGCAACAUCAACAACACAUGUAGCCUGUUGAAAAACACGGAUAUUUACUGGUCUUCUUAGACCGAAGAAAGCAGGUCUCGACACAAGCCUCACUGUUUGUUUGGGGUGUAUGAAGCCUCCUGUGCAGCUUUGUAAAUAUUACUUUUAGUGAACUUUUUAUUUUUUUUACUCAAAAUGGAUCUUACUGCCAAACACGGGCUGGUGCUGCUCGACCAGCUGAGGAAGAUGAGGGAGGUUGAGCAUCUGACGGACGUGGUGCUGGUCGCUGAGGGCAUCAGCUUCCCCUGUCACAGACUUGUUCUAUCCGCCUUCAGCCCAUACUUUCGCGUUAUGUUCACGUGUGGCCUGCGUGAGUGCAGCAGCAGAGAAAUAUUCCUGCGCGACACCCCUGCGGACAGCCUGGCCCUCCUCUUGAACUACAUGUACUGCUCAGAUCUUCCCCUCACUAAUGCCAACGUACAGGGCAUCUCCAUCGCGGCGUUUCUUCUGCAGAUGGACGACGUCUUCACUCGCUGUCAGCUGCACAUGACUGAGAACAUGGACGCCUCCAAUUGUCUUGGUGUGUAUUACUUUGCCCGUGACCUUGGCGCAGAGGAGCUGGCUGACCACGCUCAGCGCUUCCUCCGGCAGCACUUUGUCCAAGUCUGCCACAGUGAGGAGAUCCUGGAGUUGGAGGCUUAUCAGCUGGGAAAGCUGCUGGCCUCUGAUGACCUGAACGUUUCACGAGAAGAAACCAUCUUGGAUGUGGUUCUCGGUUGGGUCAAGCAUGGCGCUCCGAUGGAUGGGGAGGUACGCAGUCGGCAUCUACCAGAGCUCCUGAGGAAAGUUCGUCUGCCGCUCAUCAACCCUGAGUACCUAAGAGAGGCGAUGAAGAGGAACACGGCUCUGCUGGCUGAUGCUGAAUGUCUAGAGAUGCUGAACGAAGCACUGGAGGUCACAGCGAUGCACCCCUUAGCUGCACCACGCAAACUAAAGCUGCGGUAUGGCAUGGAGACCACAGAUCUGCUGCUGUGUGUUGGUAAUGACGGCGGCGGGAUCAGGUCGAGGUACGGCAACUUCGCUGAGCGCAGCUUUUGCUAUGCUCCGUCCACAGGCCGAACCUACUACAUCACCUCACCUCGUUAUGGAGAGGCUCUGGGAUACGUGUCUACUGGGGUUGUGACUGAAGGAAAUGACAUUAUUGUCGCAGGCGAGGCGAGUGCACGAAGAAUGGCCCGCCAGAAAGACAUGCAUGUUGAGAUCUACAGGUACAAAGUGGAGGCACAAGGCAGCUGGGAGCGCCUGACGUCAGCAGAGUACCGUGAUUCUUACGCUCUGAGCUCGCUGGGUGACACUGUGUACCUAAUGGGAGGACAGAUGAAGCUGAAGAACCAGUUUAUCAUCACAAACUGUGUGGAGCGAUGGUCUCUGCAGGGUGGACCCUGGAGGAGCGCGGCGCCCCUGCCUAUGCCUUUGGCCUAUCACAGUGUGGUCAGAAUGAAAGAUCGCCUGUAUGUGAUGGGCGGUCGAACCCCACAGUCAUACCGGACCGAUGAUGAGCCGGACCGUCUUAGUAACCGCCUUCUGGAGUACGACCCAAACACAAACAAGUGGACAGAGCUGGGUCCCAUGAAGUACUCAAAGUACCGCUGCAGUGCUGUGGCACUCAAUGGGGAAAUCUAUGUUAUGGGAGGCAUUGGGUGUGAGGGUGUGGAUCGCGGACAGUCCCGUCACUGCCUCGAUGCUGUGGAGAUCUACAAUCCGGAUGGAGAUUACUGGAGGGCAGGACCUCCUCUCCCGUGUUCCCAGCUUUCACUGCGUACCAACGCAUCCAAUGCAGGCGUGGUGGGAGGAAAGAUCUAUGUUUGUGGAUAUUACAAAGGAGCAGAUCGCCACGAUGAUAUAACAAAGGACGUUUUGGAGCUGGAUCCGUGGGAGAACCGGUGGACGGUGGUGGCUCGGCGCGUUCUGAUGCAUGACAACUACGAUGUCUGCUUAGUGGCAAAUCUCAACCCAAGGGGACUCAUGUCUCCACCCGCAGACUUAGUAAAAAUGUGACGCUGCUGUCAAUCAGAUCAAAGUCUGUGUGGGAGAAUUAGUGAAGGAAAUGAAUCAUUAAUGCACUUUUUGCUGGGCCACAGGCAUUCUUUUUUUUUUUUCCAGGCAGAAAAGGCCUUAGUGCUCUGCAUGAAAGAGAGUCUGUGGUUAUUGGCUUACUUGCACAUUGGUAGCCAGAAAAGUAAUUUGUAAAUACGUUGUUUUUGUUGCUUCUCAUUUUACUGUGUAACAUCUGGAGAGAGGAUUGCUGGAAACCUGCAGCUGUGUGGCGAAUAUCUGGAGUGUUAUUAACAACGCCAGGAGAGGAUUUCCUUUGAAAGGCAGAAGUGAUGAUAAUACUCACCAGACUUCUGGAGUUGAUUCUAAAUUCUGGUACCUGGCCUGUUUUUAGGACAAAAAUUUAAGCUUUUUGUUGAGUUGACAGUGGCAGACUUAGUACAUGUGUAAGUAGAGUUACUGCUGGUGCUUGUAUGCCUCCACCAACCUGUCAAACUGCAGUUUACAUCAAUGUCUGUACAGAUGUGACCUCUGACCCGUUGGGUAUACCCCCAUCACUACAUCACUUGUUAUAGGUAGCGUAUGGAUUCUUGAGCUGUGGCCAAAAAUGUGCUUUGUGAGGUCAGAGUGACUUUUGAGUUUUAAAAAAUGUAUAUCGAAUCAUUUCAUUCUAAACUAAAAGUGGACAUUUGAAGAUUUGAAGAAAUUCCCUCAAAGCCUUUCACGAGAAUGGGACACGUGGACGACCCACAAACAAGCAUCACCCCCGGCCACAGCUGUCAUCAAAUGAAGUAUUUUAUAUCAUAGAAAUUCUUUUUUUGUUGUAUGCUUGCUUAAGCAGAAUAAAAAUAUGUCACUGUUUCGGCAAAUAAACAUGCACUUUAUCCACGUUCUGGA